UCACCACCUUGCCCCCACGUUCCCAAUCGCCCCGCCUGGCUCCCCAGCUCCCCUCCCCUCUGGGCUGCUGUGAGCGCGGAGCCGCGGAGCGUGCUCUUAGCUGGCUGCUCCAGGGGGCACUGUCCUGGCAGAGGGAACUGGGAGUCGCGGCUCCUGAAGGGCGGGUUUGUGUUCCCAGCUUCUCACCGGCUCUUCCCUUUUGCAGCUGCCCGGUGCCCUCGUCUCCUGCUCCUCGCCGGCCUGCUGGCCCUGUCAGCCCCAGUUCUCACCCUGGAAAUACACAACCUGAACAUCUUAAAGGGACCCACCCAUGCAAUCCGGAACAUCCACCCAAAGCACCUGAAGGCAGAUCAGGGGAAAGGGAACCUGCGGCACAGCCGAGCCAGUGACCCGCAGUUACCGGAGGCCCACGUCUGGCCCAAGGACUGCAGCGAGAUAACCUGGAACAGGGUCAGUGGCGUCUUCGUCAUCCAGCCCACAGGAUUCCACCAGAUUGUCGUUUACUGUGACUUGAACAGCACCAGCGAGGGCUGGACGGUCCUCCAGCGGAACCGGCACGACACACAGAUCACCUGGGCUGAGUCCUGGAGCACCUACAAGUACGGCUUUGGCAACGUGCAGGAUGACUACUGGCUGGGGACGGAGUACAUCUAUCGGAUCGCCAAGCAGAAGGUCUACCAGGUCAGGUUUGUCAUCCACGAUUCAUCCGGCACCAUGAAAUACGCAGACUACAACCUCUUCAGUCUGGAAGACGAGUCCAAUGGCUACAAGCUGAGGCUGGGCUCUUACACUGGGACUGCAGGGGACGCCAUGACUUCAAACAAUCCUACCACCGUGCAUGACAACAUGAAGUUCUCCACUAAAGACCUGGAUCAGGACACUAACAGUGGGAACUGUGCGUCUAGCUAUGAGGGGGGCUGGUGGUACUCGGCUUGUUAUUCUGUUCGACUGAACGUCAAAGGGAGCAUCACUUGGGGUGGUUUCUGUAGUGGGAACUGCCAAGCCUCUGCCAUCCUCAUCAAACCAGCGUCCUACUGUUAGUCACCCCUUCCCCACCCUCCUGUCUCCAGUGAGGCCAACCCCUGCUCCACGAAGGGAGGGAAAA
Molecule: messenger RNA, 1105 nt
Organism: Trachemys scripta elegans
Lineage: Eukaryota; Metazoa; Chordata; Testudines; Emydidae
Product: fibrinogen-like protein 1-like protein
Exons: 3
Source: RefSeq, a predicted model, not a curated record